This is a messenger RNA of Ambispora gerdemannii, 3531 nucleotides long. The record is from the annotation of a GenBank genome assembly. Lineage: Eukaryota; Fungi; Glomeromycota; Glomeromycetes; Archaeosporales; Ambisporaceae.
AUGGUCUUAAAGAAAAACACACACCCAGCAUUGACUACCCGUCUUGGAAAGGCUGUAUACCUGCUGAUAGGCUGUGCUGUUUUCACCUUCUGUCUAUACCUAACAUCAUAUCACUCAAAAUCCACAAAAUCAUCAUGUCAAAAUCUGACAGCACUACUCUCAUCUGCUACCUCCCCUUCAAAUCGUACAACCAUACGCUCUUUAAUAUACCAAGACUUUGACCGAAAAGCCAAUCGCAAAAACGCAACCGUACUCAUUCUCACUCCGCUAAAAGAUGCUACUCCAGUACUGCCAACCUAUUUUGAAAAUAUCAAAAAACUGAACUAUCCAAAAGAAUUGUUGUCGUUUGGAUUUCUGGUUAGUGAUUCGGAGGAUACAACGUUCGAGGAUUUGGUCAAUUACACAAGUCCAAUGCUUAGUGAGUCGACGUAUCGACGGGUUAAUAUACUUCAGAAAAAUUUUGGAUUCACAUUGUCGCAUGGUGAUAGACAUGCGUUGUCUAAUCAGGCGCCGAGACGGUCUAUAAUGGCACAGUCUCGUAAUUAUUUGUUGUUUGGCGCGUUGAUUGAUGAAGAUUGGGUGCUUUGGAUGGAUGUCGAUUUAAAAGAAUACCCGGAUACUCUUAUUGAGGAUCUAAUUGCAUUUGAUACGGAUGUGGUUACCCCAAAUGUGUUUGCACGGGAAAAGCAUAAUGGAGUUGAUUAUGUUUAUGAUAGAAAUAAUUUUAUCGAGACACGAGAGUCAAAAAAAGUUCUUAAAGGAUUAGAUCCUGAUGAUGUAUUAGUAGAAGGAUACCCCGAUCUUCCAACAUAUCGUCGGUACCUUGGUGACUUGAGAAACACAAAUAAAGACAUUGUAGCAGUCGAUGGGGUAGGAGGUGCAUGCCUGAUGGUAAAAGCUAACGUUCAUCGCGAAGGCGCUCUCUUUCCAACAUUUCCCAUCGACCAUGAAUUAGAAACAGAAGGUGGUGGAGAAAGUUCGUACACCACAAAAGUUUGGCGUAUCAUUAAAGAUUUCACGAAUUCCCGAUACUUUGAAAAAAAUCUUAAACCUGAUUCACAGCAACUAUUUAAAGAAUUAUUCACAGUAGUUGACUUUACGCGUUUCAGAGAAAUAUGGGAGGCUGACAUUGAUAAAUUGUCGCAGGACAAGGUGAAAGCUCUUUGGGACAUUCGGGCUGCUGUAAGUCAUAGAAUGUUGCCAGCAGAGUAUCAGGACGAUGAGUCCUCGGCGGACGAGUGGGAGUCAUUGUUUGGAGUGCAGGCAAGUACACCAGUACAGCCGCAACAUACAAAUCCUCAACAACAAGGUGAAUUGACUGCAACACAAGAGGAAGAGAAUAAAGAAGAAAAAGACGAAUUAUCACCACUGCAAAUUCUUGGGUCUGUAUCUCCUAAAAUGAAGUAUCUUCUUGAUGUGGUCCAAGAAAGAAGGACGGAAAUCGAUCUGGGUAAUGAUGAACUGAGUGAUUUAUUAUUUGAAUUGAGAGCGGUCGGCUCCAAGUGGGCGAAUAAUGAGCGGAUGGGUCAAGCCGAAUUGUAUGAGGCGAUGGAUGCAGUGCUUACAGCAUUGAAAAAUUAUACAGAACAUUCAACACCUUUCCUUACGAAAGUGAGUAAACGUGAAGCACCCGACUACGCAAAAGUCAUCGAAAAACCUAUGGAUUUAGGGACAAUCGGAAAGAAGAUGAAGAAUCAUCAGUAUAAUUCUAAACGAGAAUUUGCUGAUGAUUUGUAUCUGAUAUACUCGAAUUGUCUCAAGUACAAUACCAAUCCGCACAAUACUUUUCGAGAACACGCGAAUGCAAUGAAAGCUAAAACCGAUGUACUAUUGUGUAGUGUUCCCGAUAUAGUAGUUCGCGAUCGUAGCGAAGCAGAGACUCAAGCAGCGCGUCAUACGGAGGAAACCAAAAAUAAUGGGACAGAACGAAGUGCUGACGAGAGUAGUAGUAAUCCUCCGACAACAGCGACAACAGAUUAUAUUGUGCCAGGAAAAAGUGUGCAUCUUUUCGCACGAAACGAGAAUUUAAUCGAAGAAGAAGACGACGAUGAAUUACAAGCUCUAGAAAUUACCGAACAAGACGCAGAAGGAACGACCGAUGAUGAAAUGGAGUAUGACGAUUAUGAAGAAGAGGAGCUUAUCAAGCAGUUCAAAAUACAAAAAAUGCCUGAUAUUUGGGAUCCAGUUUGUGAUAAAGAAACUCGUGCAAGGAUGUUUGAUGAUAAUUAUGACGCAAGCGUCAGUCAACCCACUCUAGACGCUUAUCAGUCUGCCCAGAUCCCGUCACGAGGUACUGCUGCUUUGAUUAAUCGGAAUAUUAAUCUACUAAAAAAAAACCGCGCAGUACAUGCUAAACUUGGUAUAAUUAAACAAAGUCAGCCUGGCCUUGUUAAUCAAUUCGGAGCCAUGCUAAAUCAAAUUGAUCCACCAUCUCCCGCAGAACCAUCAUCGGAUCUAAAGCCCGGAUCAUCUAUUUCAACUGUACACGAAGAAGAUUUGCCACCUCUAGUCAUGACCAAAGAAUUGGGUCAUGCAAGUAUGACUCGUGUCGUUACAAAGUUAUUACAACACGCAGGAUUUGAAGCUGCGCAAUCGAGUGCACUACAAGUGUUGACAGAUGUGGCGGAGGAUUACUUUCUUAAUCUUGGGAAGAGUAUUCGAACAUACCUCGACGACUACACGAAAUCUAUGACUCCGGAAGAAAUUAUCCAACAUAGUCUAUUCGAAAAUGGUGUGCCUGGCGUGAACACCCUCGAGUCAUAUGUCAAAGAUGAGGUUGAGCGAUAUGGUACCAAAUUGGCGGAUAUUCAUCGGCGUCUAGAAACAACAUAUCAAGAAUCAUUAAUGCAAUCGGGAGAUGGUCAAGGUCGUGAUCAGAAAUCGAUUUUCGAUGAUGAGGAAGCUUUUAUAACUGGUGAUUUUGGCGGUGAAUUAAUGGACGAGCUCGAUAUCUUUGGCUUUAAAGAAAUGGGUCUAGGAAGUAUGAAAGUACCUACCCAUUUGUUGCGUCCAAAGAACAAGGGCGAUAUGCUAAAACCGGGACACGGUCAUGGAAAAGAAGCAUCACCAUAUCAAACGCCUCCUCCUUGGAAACCAAUAACCGAUGCAAGCACGUUGAUAGGGCUCCUUCAACCAUUCUUUGCUAAAAAACUGGAAGAUUCAGGUGGUACCUUGAUUGAGGACGAGUUGCUUCCUCCAAAGCAACGCGUACAACGACCCAAAGUCCCAAUCACCGGAGUAAUACCAAAACAGCCAAAAAACAAAAAACAAAUCAAACAACCAUCACAGGUCGAACUCGCGCUCAAAGAAGAGAAAAAACGAAAACGAGAGUUGGAAGCAGCGCAGCAGCAGCAAGAACGCGAAGAAAAAAAACGAGCAAAACAGGAAGAUCUUCCAGAAGUAGUAAUUGUCCCUCGCGAGGAAGGCGUCGAGCAAGACACGGAAACUAUCCCCCUUGCAAGGCGACUUAAAAAUAAGAAACGUACUCGGGUGGAUGAUUCUGGCGAGGGAUCAUCCAACAAAAAGAAGUAG